Messenger RNA from Neohortaea acidophila, 1254 nucleotides. RefSeq names its product RPAP1-like protein. The record is from RefSeq and is a predicted model, not a curated record. The transcript has 2 exons. The coding region runs from base 1 to 1254 and encodes 417 amino acids. Gene Ontology annotation, biological process: transcription by RNA polymerase II. NCBI's taxonomy places the organism in Eukaryota, Fungi, Ascomycota, Dothideomycetes, Mycosphaerellales, Teratosphaeriaceae. Gene Ontology annotation, cellular component: nucleus.
AUGAUCGCCGGCCAACGAUUCGAGAUAAACUUGGACGACGAGGACAGCCAAGAUGGAAACGCGGCUGGUGACGCUCCGAGACAGGGCGCGUUUGUCGGCGAUGUUCUGGAGAGAAAGCCGGGCGUUGCAGUGCCACCUGCGCCUCCGACGAUAAAGAGCACAAGCGGUUUCCCGGAGCAUCGCAAGCGCGAUACGAGCAGUCGAUUCAAGCAGCGCAAUCUGCCUGCAAAAAGUCAGGCCAAGCCGAGCGAUCUUGGCUCGAAUGAGGCUGCCACUAACAAUCGUCAUACUCCCUCCACACCGAUGUCAUGGGAGGAGGAGGAAAAGCAACGGAUAGACCAGGAGAAUCAACAAAAGCUGGCACAGAUGUCUCCGGAUGAAAUCGAAGAAGAACGCCGCGAGCUCAUGAACAGCUUGGGCCCGACGCUGCUUCAACGUCUACUGCAACGAGCAAACAUCGACAGCGGUAGCAUGGAACAAGACCUUUCCAAGCACUCGCAGCCUCCGAUUCCCGACAGUUCGAAAUCGACAUCGUCGGUCAGCAAGACCGUCUCUUUUGCAGAGCCCGACACGACUCCCAAUGUCCCCUCAGAACCGGCAAGGCAACCCAGUCCCGAUCGUGACGGUAAAGAAGAAGAAGCACCAGCCACCGAACCUCUCCCAACCGACAGCAUACAUUUUCCGCGCGCCCCUCAACCACCAGAUCUUGACCCUCAAUCAUCCACCUUCCUGACCGACCUGCACGCCAAAUACUUCCCCUCGCUCCCCUCCGACCCCGAUAAACUAGAGUGGAUGCAGGCCUCCAAUCCCUCCGCCUCCACGUACAACCCCGCGGCCACCGCCUUCAAACCAAAAGACCUCCGCUUCUCCUUUAGAGGCGACCUCAUCCCGCCCAAAACGGCCGCGGAAAUCCCAGUGACAGCCGGCCUGCACCACCACGGCGACGCCCCGGAUGCAGCGGGCUAUACCAUCGCCGAACUCGCGCAUCUCGCUCAGUCAUCCUACCCUGCACAGCGCUGCAUUGCUUUCCAAACGCUUGGGCGCAUCCUCUACCGAUUAGGGAGAGGGCACUUUGGCGAGUUGGCGAGGGGUCUGUGGAGGGAGAUGGAGCAGGCGAGGGUGGUGGAUAUCUUGGUGCGGGAGAGUGAGGGCAACGGGGCAGAUAGAGGACGGCAUGUUAGUGCACAGUCUUAUGCUACGGAGGCUGUUUGGCUGUGGAGGAAAGGUGGAGGGAGAAGGUGGAAGGCGAAUUGA